Amoebophrya sp. A120 is the source of this 1037-nucleotide messenger RNA. NCBI's taxonomy places the organism in Eukaryota, Dinophyceae, Syndiniales, Amoebophryaceae. The record is from the annotation of a GenBank genome assembly.
UCAUACGUUCCUUUUCAGAAUUGAAGUUCUGAACCUUACGAUGCGAUGAUGACAAAGAGGAGGAAGUGCCAGCGCGUGAGCGCCGUGUUUUUCAAACUGUUAGAAAGACAGAACCGGCACAACGACGCAUCGCUUUUGAUUUUGUGCAUGACGGAACAGCAACAGCUGGAGAAUAAGUUCAUAUCUCUUUCACUUGCGUCUUUUCCUGCCGAGGCUGUACUGGCACGAACAACGAAAUUUGAUAUGCAACAUAUUAGUGCACGACGAAAUGGUCGUAGACGGCGCAGCCUCUUGCAUGUUUCCGCGUGGGGACAGGGGAGCUCGUACUCUGGCAUGAAGAACCUAUCCGCCAGAAGCUCGCUCCUGUGAUCGAGCUAAAAAAAGCUUUCUCAGCACAAUUGUUUGUGAUGCCUAAAUGCACUAUAUCUACUCGACGUUGGCACUACUUAAUCAGUGCGAUCCUCGUUUGACACACCUCACUCGCUUGGUCAGAGUGGAACUUCUACCGGCAGACGCCGACGCCCUCGUCUGCGCAGGUUUGGCUUCGCUGCGAAUUUUUCGAGCCUGUCAUGCAUGUUGAUGCUGCUACUAUGCAUUUACAAGAUAUGUUGAUGACCAGAGGAGCGGGUCUUUAUUCUCUUCAAGAAAAAGUAGAAGAUCACACCAGCACUGCAGCUCCCUCUCCUGCUUGUGAGCGCAUCAACUCAGAAGUUCCAGUUGGAAGUGAAACAGAUGACACUACAGGAGAAGACGAAAGGCUAAAGCUAAUAUUCGGAAAAAUAAAAAGAGUAUCUACCUCCACGCUGCGGAGAUGAAUAUCUCAGUGAUUUCAUGUGAGAAAGAUGGUGGAGAACUGAACUAAGAACGAGAGCACUGUGCUGGCAUGAGACAAAAGCAAACGAGAAAAGAGAGUUCGUCAGUCAAAUGAAUUGAUGCAGCAGAAGGCCUGUUGGGUUCGCUUAAUGCAGAAAAGCGGACUUAAUGAGAGGACACUUUUGAGAUGAUGAAGCACAAUCUGUGCAAAAUCUUCGAGCACC